AUGGGGACCUCAGCGGCCGAGGGAACGGAUCUCUGGAAGCAAAUAGACGACGCCGAGUGCUAUCUGGUCAGCGGAUCGUUCGACCAAGCGGUUUUGACUGCAUUGUCUGUGUCUGAUCAAAUUCGAGCGGCCAAUAGAGAAAGAGUAUGGGAUGAUGAUGAACUUUUGGAGAUGCUCGAAUUAGUUGGCAUUGUACUCGUUCAAGCACUUAAAGAGCUCAGAAGGACAACUGAGAUGUUUGUUCAGCUUAAAGCUAUGUAUGGUUCAGUGGCAUCAAUACCGGUGAAGGUUUUCCUGACAGGGGCUACCAUGCUAAUGGCAGAAGGUUCUGGGCCUGACCUUCGACCAAUUUUUGAGGACUUCCUUGCUAAAUGGAGAUACACAGAUGAUCAAGUUUAUGUUUUGAAUGGAGAACAGGAAAUAACUUCGAAUGGUCUUAUUGUUACAUCAACUAUGACAACUGAAGAGUAUUUGGAGGUGGUGGAAUUGUAUACAGUUACAUUCCUUAGCAUUGCCUCUCAUGAGCCUGAAAAUGCCAUCUCAUGGGUAAAAAAGGCAGAAUUGAUUGAGCAAGAUCGACAGGAGCUGCUAGAAAAACUUAAUGAACUUCAAGCAGCUGGAAAUGAAAAGUCAUCCACUGCUACAGGAGCAAAACAAUCAGCAGAGAGGAACCUUUCCGCUUCUGAGAAAAGCCCAACACCAGCAACCCAUGAGGAUGCUCCGACAAGCACCACACGUGCACCCAAUGUGAAAACAAAUGGCUUACCAAAGUACAUUGAGCCUUCCCUUCAGCGCGUCCCAAAUAACUUUGAUCCCAUGUUUUGGUGGUUCCAUUCGGUGCGCGUAAAGUUUGGCAGAAUGCAUAUUGUUCUACCAAGUGGUAAGCUAAUGCUUCUGUUCUCGCUGCUGUUCUCGACAGUCUACGUUCUACGGAGGAAAGGCGCCGGCUUGAAGAGGGCGGUGUUCCAACACGCUUCGUCCCUGCGACGGGCGUUCCUCGAUGCCCUCCAGCUUGCGUUCUCCGUCCAGAUGAACCCGCUAGCGGCUGUUCAACAGACGCCGCAGGCCCCUCGAGGAAGCUGGUGA
Molecule: messenger RNA, 1086 nt
Organism: Triticum turgidum subsp. durum (durum wheat)
Lineage: Eukaryota; Viridiplantae; Streptophyta; Magnoliopsida; Poales; Poaceae
Source: the annotation of a GenBank genome assembly